CUAACACGAAAGACCCCUUUAUCUACACACUCGUUGUCGCUGUGUAUGCUUCGCAAGCCUCUCUCUCGUCUUUCAAUUUCUGCGUCUCGCUGAUCUCGCCGAUUUCGCACCAUGCAGAACGAGGAGGGCGACAAUGUGGAUCUCUACAUCCCCAGGAAGUGUUCUUCAACCAACAGGUUGAUCACUUCCAAGGAUGUUGCCUCAGUUCAGCUCAAUGUGGGUCAUGUUGACGAAAAUGGUGUCUACACCGGGCAGUUCACCACCUUCGCCCUAUGCGGGUUUGUUCGUGCUCAGGGUGAUGCCGACAGUGCCUUGGAUAGAUUGUGGGCGAAGAAGAAGGCCGAGCUUGGACAGUAGAUGGAGUUGACCUCCCUUAGUGUAAUCACAUAUACGCCAGUUCGAUUUUCUACUGGGCUUCAUUGUAGUUGAACUUAAGUAAUGAAAUUCGACUUAAGUCAAAAUGAAAAGUGAAUUUUAAAAGUGUACGGUUCGAUGUC
Messenger RNA from Physcomitrium patens, 497 nucleotides. RefSeq names its product small ribosomal subunit protein eS21y. Gene Ontology annotation, biological process: translation. Gene Ontology annotation, cellular component: ribosome. Lineage: Eukaryota; Viridiplantae; Streptophyta; Bryopsida; Funariales; Funariaceae. Gene Ontology annotation, molecular function: structural constituent of ribosome. The record is from RefSeq and is a predicted model, not a curated record.